Messenger RNA from Xyrichtys novacula (pearly razorfish), 411 nucleotides. The record is from the annotation of a GenBank genome assembly. NCBI's taxonomy places the organism in Eukaryota, Metazoa, Chordata, Actinopteri, Labriformes, Labridae.
AUGACCGUAAGAGGGCAGCUAACCCCCGCCCUGCCCUGCAGCCUGGAGAGGAGGUCCGGAUGGCACCGUAUCCGGGACACAGCAGGUGGACCCCUGGAGUUGUGCUUCAGCCUCACAGUGCUCCACGCUCUUACGUCGUGGAGAGUGGAGGCAAGCAGUUCCGCCGAAACAGCCAACACCUUCGAAAAAGCACUUCAGCUGCCAACCAGUCAUGACAUGAGCUGUUCACCGAGCCGUGGACCAAGCUGCCUGAUCCAGUACCAGCUAAGCCGGCGCGACCUUCAGUGCCAGCACAUCCUCCAGACCUUCCAGAACCGCGCCCUUCGCCAUGCAGGGGACGACCGAGGUCUGUGCAAGCACUGCCAGGCCAGCCAGGUGAACUGUACACUACCAGGCGGGGCAGAGUUGUGA